CUUGGCAACAAUAAGGUGAAAAUUUUUGUUUUAUGAAUUUUAAGUAAUUUCUUAGUAAUAAAAUUUUUAGAAAUGAAUCACCAAAAAAUUAAAGUAAGUCGUAAACCUCAAAAAGAAGUUGGUGGACACGAUAGGAAUAAAAUUCUAAAGGAGAUCAAUAAAAUUGCAACAAACCCGUUGAAAGCAUUCACGGCUUGUCCGAUACAGAGAGUCGUCGUUCGGAAGAGUGUGCCAGAGUUCAGGCAGGAAGGAGUACACAAGAAAGUCUCUGCGAAGGCUUUCAGGAGCCAGGCGUCACAGACGGCACUGGGUGGGGUCAACGACUACGAAGGGGUGGUGAGGUAUCCGAGCUCCCGUGUCCUGGAUGUGAGACCCAAACGAGAGAUAGGAUUGCAGGUCGAUCACAGCCCCAGCCCGAGAGAGCUAGACCAGGACAUCGGCCUGAUAAUGUCUCGCCACACAUCCCCCGUUAACCACGUACGAGUGAACCAGACUCCCAUUGUGAAGCCGAGGACGGUACGCUCUGCCAAGAAGUUGGACCCUUGCAGGGCCCCUCCCAGCUACCAGAGGGGUGUGGUUCCCAAGUACCUCCAGAAACUGAGGGAGGAGGACAAGAGCGAGUAUGUCAAGAAGCCCCUGAUUGAUUCUAGCGAAAACAUUAUGGAUUCCGACAUGAUCGAGAAAGAGGAGAAACUGAGGAAACUGGCCGCCUGGCAUCAGAGUUACAAAAAAAUGGUUUCUGAAUUAAAUGAACUGUCUGUUGCAUCGUAAAAA
Molecule: messenger RNA, 774 nt
Organism: Homalodisca vitripennis (glassy-winged sharpshooter)
Lineage: Eukaryota; Metazoa; Arthropoda; Insecta; Hemiptera; Cicadellidae
Exons: 1
Coding region: 73-771 (232 amino acids)
Source: RefSeq, a predicted model, not a curated record